ACGGCGGAGGCGGGAGAGGGGGGCGGUGGCCUCUCGGAGCUCUUCGCCGCGGCCGCUCUGGCGGGGCGCGGGCGGCGCUGCCAUGGCGCUCUCCGCUGCCCCUCUCAAGGUCUGCGUCGUGGGCUCGGGCAACUGGGGUUCUGCAGUUGCCAAAAUAAUAGGUAAUAAUGUAAAAAAAUUGCAGAAGUUUGCUUCCACAGUGAAGAUGUGGGUCUUCGAGGAGAAUAUUAAUGGGAGAAAACUGACAGAUAUCAUAAAUCAUGAACAUGAAAAUGUAAAGUAUCUCCCUGGAUACAAGCUGCCAGAUAAUGUGGUUGCUAUCCCAAACCUUAAGGAAGCGGUACAGGAUGCAGACUUGCUGGUUUUUGUUAUUCCUCAUCAAUUCAUUCAUAAAGUCUGCGAUGAAAUCACAGGACGAGUACCCAGGAAAGCGCUCGGCAUAACUCUCAUAAAGGGAAUAGAUGAAGGCCCGGAGGGACUCAAACUGAUCUCUGACAUUAUUCGAGAGAAGAUGGGAAUAGACAUCAGUGUGCUGAUGGGAGCUAACAUUGCCAGUGAGGUGGCAGCAGAGAAAUUCUGUGAAACCACAAUAGGCUGCAGAAUCUUGGAAAAUGGCCUUCUCUUCAAAGAACUCCUGCAGACUCCAAACUUCCGAAUAACUGUAGUUGACGAUGCAGAUACAGUUGAGCUGUGUGGUGCUUUGAAGAAUAUAGUAGCAGUAGGAGCUGGUUUCUGUGAUGGCCUUUGCUAUGGUGACAAUACCAAAGCUGCUGUUAUUCGCCUUGGCCUAAUGGAGAUGAUCGCCUUUGCCAAAUUUUUUUGCAAAGGACAGGUUUCUACUGCCACUUUCCUGGAGAGCUGUGGCGUUGCUGAUCUCAUCACAACAUGUUAUGGUGGCCGGAAUCGACGCGUAGCAGAAGCAGUCGUUAAAACUGGAAAGUCUAUUGAAGAAUUAGAGAAAGAAAUGUUGAAUGGUCAGAAACUGCAAGGACCACAGACUUCUGCAGAAGUGCAUCGCAUCUUGAAGCAGAAAGGAAUGCUGGACAAGUUUCCACUCUUCACGGCUGUGUAUCAAAUCUGCUAUGAAGGGAGGCCUGUCAGAGAGAUAAUAUCCUGCCUUCAAAGCCAUCCAGAGCACAACGCUGGAGAACACUCAACUUGGCACUAGGUAUUUUUCCCCCACUAAUACUUACUGCUCAUUAAAAGACUGUGGCAUGGUACUGAAACUGAAGGAUUAGAAGCCUACUCUGCAAAUACUCUGUUUUGCCUAGUACUGGGGUAGUCUUACUGAAAACAUUAACCCCUGUGUAAGAGGGUCAUAAAUUUGUAACUAAUUCUUGGUUUAUGAACUUUAAUUACUAAGGAAGGCAUUACAUUCUAAUGAUACUUACUCAACUUGCCCUUGUCAUAUGUACUGAUUUUGUUUAGAGAUGUUGAAUGUAUACCUGUUUGAAGAGUUAGUACAAAUAAACAUUUUUGUCUUGGGAA
Molecule: messenger RNA, 1488 nt
Organism: Corvus hawaiiensis (hawaiian crow)
Lineage: Eukaryota; Metazoa; Chordata; Aves; Passeriformes; Corvidae
Gene: GPD1L
Product: glycerol-3-phosphate dehydrogenase 1 like
Exons: 9
Coding region: 83-1168 (361 amino acids)
Biological process (GO): carbohydrate metabolic process; glycerol-3-phosphate catabolic process
Cellular component (GO): glycerol-3-phosphate dehydrogenase (FAD) complex; cytosol
Molecular function (GO): protein homodimerization activity; glycerol-3-phosphate dehydrogenase [NAD(P)+] activity; NAD binding
Source: RefSeq, a predicted model, not a curated record